AUCAAUAUUGGAUUUAUCUUAAAGAAAAACUAUGAAGUAAGUGGGUUGGUAACAAGAAAACGUUUACCACUAACAAAUUAUUAAAAUUUCUUUUAAUUUAGUAAUCCAUUCGUUUCUAAUUAACAUUUUCUUUUGUUAUUUUCACAUAAUAGGUAAAUAUAAUAAAGUUUGACUAUUAAUAUAUUUGUGAAGAACAAUUUUAUUAAGUUUAAACUAAAAAUAUAUAGAUAUGAUUAUAACUAAUAAAAAAUACUUAUAAAAUUCAAAAUUUUAUUUAAAAAAAAAACAUUAAUUAUUUGGAAAUAGAAAGAGUAUUUAUAUAGGUAUUUUUCUAAGACGGGAAUACAUCAUAUAGUGUUUAGAGUAAAGUUAUAUUAGGUUGUUUAUGUGAUUUUGUAUUUCACAAAUAUGUAUUGUUAAACUUCCCUCACCUUGUAUAGUUUGAGAAAUGUUAUAUUUAAUAUUAUUCCUUCCUCUUACAAAUCACAGAUAUAUGCAUGGAUGGACAAAUGGGGUGAUUAGACAAAUGGAUUUGAUAUUAUUUCUCUUUACACACCUUAUGAUGAACUGUUAAACCCCUCGACCAGCGGUUUUAACUAUUUUCUUUAACCAUUUUGUUUUUAGGUGAAUCUUAUUUUAGACUAUGAAAUCCAAAGCACUUAUCCAUUUGUUUUUCACUGUAAUGACCAAAAAAAACAAACUCACACAAUUAUCAAAAAAAUCCAGCAAGGUCCAACAAAAAAAACUAACCUCCAAAAGUCUUUAUAAAUUGAUCACCAUUCACAUUUCAAGCAACCAAAACACAAGAAACAGCCAAAAAACAUGUCGACUUCUAAAACCAUUGCCCUCACUCUAUUCCUCGCGACAACACUAUUCGCGUCCUGCAACGCAGCCGCAAACGCCACAACCAAACCUCUAUUCCCAGCCAUUCUAAUCUUCGGCGACUCAACCGUGGACACAGGCAACAACAACUACCCUCUAAACACAAUCUUCAAAGCUACACAUUUUCCCUACGGCAUUGACCUCCCAGACCACAAAGCCAACGGGAGAUUCUCAAACGGGAAACUAAUCCCCGACAUACUCGCAGGCAAAUUCAACAUCAAACAGUUUGUUCCUCCUUUCUUACAACCAAACCUCUCCGACCAAGAGAUUGUAACCGGAGUCUGUUUUGCAUCAGCCGGUUCGGGUUACGAUGACCUAACCAGCCUCUCCACUCAGGCCAUUCCCGUCUCGGAACAACCCAAGAUGUUCAGGAAUUACAUUGCUCGUCUUAAGAGUAUCGUGGGAGACAAGAAAGCUAUGGAGAUUAUAAACAACGCUUUGGUGGUUAUAAGCGCAGGGACUAACGAUAUGGUCUUGAAUUUUUACACCAUUCCUACAAGGCGUCUUGAGUUUCCUUUUUGGGCUCAUUUAUUGAUAAUCUCGGCCUUUUAUUUUAUAAAUGGAUCGACUGACGAUCCUGACUGCUCUUCGCGACCCGACGAUCCGAUUCGGCAGCUCGCGAAGUUCUUCUCGAUUCUCGGUGGUCCGUUCAACCCGUUUGGAGGUUAAGGUAAACAUCUAAACCCUAAAAUCUUAAAACUCCAAAUCGGAUUCUAAUAAUCCGAUAAACCCUAAAUUAUGUUCCUACAUGAUUAAAACCUCAAAUCGGAUUUUACAAGUUAAAAUCUGAUAAACCCUAACCCUAUAUCUAUAAACCCUAAAUAAUAUAAGUAUCAGAACUAAUUAUACUAUAUUUAUAAAAUCACAUAUUAAAACCUAAACGGAUAUUUUUGAAAUCAAAACUGUGUUCGGUUUUGAUCACUGAGGUUUUAAAUCUGACUGAAUCUGAUGCUAUGUUGCUAGAAUUUUUUGACAGUUAAGUUGCUAGAUUUAUUAUUCUCAUCCUGCUAGUUUAAUAAUUUUGAUCUGUUUAAGUCGAUUAAAUCCGACCUGCUUGUUUUUAUUAAUGCUUUGAUCACAGUUAGGAUUGAUAGAUUUAUUUUCUCAUCCUGCUUGGUUAAUUGUUCACCUGAUUUAAAAUUGUUUAAACCGACCAGCCUGUUAAAGCAUUGAUUGAAUCCGAUAGGUUGCUAGCUUACUUUGCUUAUAUAAUCUGAUAGGUUGAUAGAUUCAUGAUAAAAUCUAAUGUCUUGAGGUUUAAGAUUGUAUGCUAGGUUCGAUUUUAUUGAUUGAUCUGAUUAGAAAUCAUGAAACCCUAAUUCUAGUCCUAACCUUAAUCCGCAUAUCUGAAACUUGAAACCCUAAAUUCAUUAUGCUUAUGAGUUCUAUUAAAUUGAUCUGAUUAUAUGUUUUUGAGGUUUGAUAAAUUCGGAUACUAGAUAGAUUAUUUACACACGGUUUAUGCUAAAUACCAACCAGCCUUGAAACUAAUUCAUUGAAAUUCAUGCUUGAAACCUAUAUUCUAGUAUUGCUAAAAUCAGCCUUGAAACUGAUUGAGUGAUUAAUUGAAUCCGUUUUUUGCUAGUCUUGAUAAACCAUAAUAUUACGAGCACAUAUAAAUAGUAUUGCUGAGACUUGCUAGAAAUUGACUGAUUGAUUAAAUGCCUUUAAGAUUGAUAGUUUCAUUGUCCUCACAAGAUUGAAAUCCGAAUUGAUUGUUUUUAAGAAUAAGGCCGCAUGAAAAAUUAUACUUAAAUAUUGAGUGAUAUAUGAUUUGAGAUGUCGAAAAUCAACCUGGAUUUUGCUGCCCUUAAUCUCUUUGGAGAUAAUUAUUUACAGUGGGCAUUGGAUACAAAGAUUAUCCUAAAGUCAAAAAGACUUGGUGAAUGUAUCAUAGAAGGCAAUAAUGCCAAUGAGAAAGAUUGAUAUAGGGCAAUAUUAAUUAUUCGUCAUCAUCUUAUUGAGAGUCUCAAAAAUCAGUAUUUGACAAUUGAGAAUCCUCUAGACCUUUGGACAUAAUUCAAAUCGAGAUAUGAUCACCAAAGAAAGGUGUUAUUACCAAAAGCUAUGGAGGAAUCUCAGAAUCCAGGACUACAAGUCCGUGGAUGAGUCUAUUGCUAGCUAAGCCUCCAAUACUGAUGAGAAACAAUGAAUUGAGAUCUCCUGGAUCAACCCCAUUACCUGAAGCCAAUAAGGCCGCAAAGAAAAAAAAGAACCAAAGAAUCUAACCACGUCCAGGAUGAUAGACCACAUGGCCAUGGCCGUGGAGGGUAGAAAGGACGUGGCCAUGGCCACUAUUAUACAUUUGGCCGUGGGAACCACUAUGGCAAAGGCCGUGGCUAUCAACCUAAUUUGAUACCAUGGUCGAGGCAGAGACCGUGGUAUAUUCUUUAAACCACAAAGCUCGACCAAAUCAGUGUGCCAAAGAUGUGGAAUGGAGAACCAUUGGGCUAAGAUAUGUAGGACUCCCAAACAUCUUUGUGACCUCUAUCAAGAGAGUCUGAAAGGGAAGAAUCCUGAAGCCCACUUGGUAUUUAAAGAUGGUAAAGAUGAUUUUGAUCAUGAAAGAAAUGAUCCUACGGAAUAUGAAACUUCUGAUUGCCUCAAAGAAUAAUGUUGAUUUCGACUUCUGUGUUUGUUUUGCUUUUAUAUUUGCUUUGUUUUAUCACUUUGAAUUUAUUUUAUUGCUUUGUUUGCUCCGAACUUAAUAAAAGGAAUGAAUAAUUUUUUCAAAUAUAUAAGUUUAUAAGAAAUAUAGUUGCCGGUAUACAGUGGCGGAUGUAGAAUCAAAUUUAAUGGGGGGGGGGGGGGGGGGCACAUAAAUUUUUUUUACUGUAUUUCGUUUUCAGGUUAUGGCACUUCUAUACUCUUAUAGUAAUUGUUAAAGAAAAUAAAAAUUAGUUGGGGGCAUGUGCCCCCGUAUGUUACACUGUGCGUCCGCCCCUGCCAGUAUAGCCAUUCUCAUGAUAAGCUACGACCAGACUAAAGAAAUUUAAUGAUUUAUAUUCACUCAUAGAAGCCCAUUGAGUUUAAAAGAUAUAAGAGUGGUUUCCAUAUUGAAACAAUGGGCAAAGAAAAUAAAAAGUUCAUUUUUUUUGAUAUAUAAAAUUCGCCCAAGACCAUAGAAAAAUGGUCGAAAAUAUACUUGCAUUCUCUAUUGGUCUUUACUAUGCCAAGAUCAUGAUGAUAGAGGCUAAAUGCCUGCGAACAAUAUUCACUUUAUGGCAUAACCGGAUUGGCCAUCCUGGUUCAAACAUGAUGCGAAAUUGAUAUACAAAUGGACACACAUUGAAAGAAAGAAAGAGUUAUCCCAAAGAAUCUCACGUGUGUAGCAUGUACACAAGGAAAACUCAUUGAUAGGCCAUCACCAGUCAAAGUGACUAAGUAAAUAAUAAACUGGUGAAUACAUGUCUCAAGUGUUUAAAUGAUUAUGGUAUGUCCAUGGGGGUAAGUGUGGACAAUUCUGUGAUACAUGUCCAUACCAAGUACGGCUUGGCCGAAAUCUUUUAUUAAACGCAUACAGCUGAUUGCUAGACCAUUACUUAUGAGGUCAAAACUCCCAGUCAUAGCUUGGGCCAUACAAAAUUUACAUGCAUGUAAGUUCAUACGCAUCAGGCCAUUUAGUGAUCAUAGAUAUUCCCCAUCGAUUAGAUAACGGGUCAAGAGCCAGACAUAUCACAUCGUAAGAUAUUUGAAUGUGCCGUCUAUAUACAAAUUACUCCACCACAGAUAACUAAGAUGGGACCUCAAAGGAGGAUGGGGAUAUAUGUUGGAUAUGAUUCUCCCACGAUUAUUAAGUACCUUGAGCCAAAUAUGGAUGAUCAGUUUGAGGCCAGGUACACGGAUUAGGGGGAGAAAGUAAUAAGCUGGUAAAAGAGUAAAAGAAAUUACAUGGAAUCAUACAUUCUUAUAUUGGCAAGAUCCUCGGACUCAAGAAUGAGAUUUAGACAAUUGCCAGAUUCCGUUACUAACCCGAAUAGAAUGACUAAGUCAUAUAUACCAGCUGUAAAUGUACCAAAUUCGAAUUGAUGUUCAAGAAGGACACAAUCAAGUUGCUACUGAGUCUAAGGCACAUUUGAAACAUGGUAGACCAAUAAGUUCCAAAGAUAAGAUCCCUCGGAUAUUAAAGAAAGGUGCUAAUAAAUCCGUGGACGAGGGAAUCCUAGACAUGGUCGAUCCUAAGAUGGACAAACUUAAAAGCCACGGCCAUGGAUGAGGAAACCAUAAACAUGGUUGUACCUAAGGCGCCUAACAAUGAGGCUUGGGACGACAAGAUUCAGGGUACUGAAGGUCAUAAUGAAACCUCAAUAAGUUAUGUCAUGUCCGGGACACAAAUGGAACAAGAGAAAGAAUGUCGACAUUGAUGAUAUAUUUGCAUGCAGUGUAGCACUUGAGAUUAUGAAAUGAAUGAGGAUCAUGAACCCACGUCCAUACUUGAGUGCACU
Brassica rapa (field mustard) is the source of this 5327-nucleotide messenger RNA. RefSeq names its product GDSL esterase/lipase At2g31540-like. NCBI's taxonomy places the organism in Eukaryota, Viridiplantae, Streptophyta, Magnoliopsida, Brassicales, Brassicaceae. The record is from RefSeq and is a predicted model, not a curated record. Gene Ontology annotation, molecular function: hydrolase activity, acting on ester bonds.